AGCCGUUUCCAGCCAGGCUUCUCACUCUCCCCUUGCUUCUGGACCCCGGCUGGACGAACUCGGGGCGCCCGUGGCAUUUGGGAUGCCCGCGGCUGCCCCACUUGGGUGGCUGCUGCUGUCGCUCUGCUCCCGCUCGUCGCUGGCGGUGGCGCGCCAGCGGCCGCCGCUGCCCGAGCGGCAGCCGCUGCCGGAGCACGCAGCGGGCGGCGGCGGGUACGAGGCGCCGCCCCCCGUGUGUGCGUGGGCUGCAGUGGCGCUCGCCAUGGGGCUGUUCCUGGUGACGGGGGCGCUGGUGGCCCACCUUGCUGGCGCUCCGAGGCCGCCGCCGCCGCCCGCCCCUGGGGCAGCUGCCGCGCUGGCGUGGGCGGCCCGCGAGGAGCGCGCCGCCGCCCGCGAAGUACGUCCGCGCGCUGCCGGGGCCGCCGCGGCCGCCCCCGCCCG
Messenger RNA from Prorocentrum cordatum, 441 nucleotides. The record is from the annotation of a GenBank genome assembly. Lineage: Eukaryota; Dinophyceae; Prorocentrales; Prorocentraceae.